Messenger RNA from Prunus armeniaca (apricot), 1629 nucleotides. Lineage: Eukaryota; Viridiplantae; Streptophyta; Magnoliopsida; Rosales; Rosaceae. The record is from the annotation of a GenBank genome assembly.
AUGCCUUACAACCGAUACUUGGACAUCGGUUCAAAAUGUGAAUUACAUGGUGUGACUGCCCACUUUGUGGAUUCCGACUAUAAAAUGCACAAAAGGAUCCUAAAUUUUUGUGUAAUUGAUAGUCAUAAGUGGGAGAGCAUUGGGAACUUGCUUGAAAAUUGCUUGAUUGAUUGGGGACAUGAGAAGAUACUCACAAUUACUGCAGAUAAUGCAGCUGUCAAUACUAAGGCAAUUGAAUAUGUGAGGAAGAAAAUAAAUGGGUGGAAAGAUUCGAAUAGGGUGUUAGGAGGAGUUCACAUGCAUAUGAGGUGUGGUGCUCAUAUAAUUAACUUGAUAGUUAAGGAGGGUUUGAAGAGAUUAGAAAGCUUAAUUGUGGCAAUUCGUAAUGCGGUCAAGUUUGUGAGGUCCUCACCUUCUUGGUUGAGUUACUUCAAAAUGUGUGUUGAGACGGAAAAAAUAGAGUGCAAGGGGUUGGUGGUGAUGGAUGUGCCCACUAGGUGGAACUCCACUUAUUUGAUGCUUGAUGCGGCAUUGAAAUUUCGAAAAGCCUUUGAUAGAAUGGGGGAUGAUCCCGAUUCUUCCUACUUAAUGUACUUCAAGGAAGAUGAAGGAGAUGACGAGAGAAUUGAAGGCAUUGAAGGAAGUGGGAAAGGGAAGGGAAAGUCUAAGACUAAUAAGAGGGUGGGUCCACCUAGUGAUGAAGAUUGGGAAAAAGCCGUGACAUUUGUGAUGUUUUUGAAGACCUUCUAUGAUGUCACGUUGAAAAUUUCAGCUUCUUUGCAUCCAACAUCACACUCAACCUUCCAUGACUUGCUUGCCAUAGAUGGGGAGAUUCGGGAGUUGUAUAGAUAUGAUGUUACAAUUCCUAUUGAAGAACGGACAGCCAUGGAUACUCUUUUAAAUGAUAUGGCAGCAUCAAUGAAGAAGAAAUAUGAUAAAUAUUGGGGUGAAAUUCAUAAAGUGAACCCAUUCUUGAUGAUAGGAGUUGUGAUUGACCCCCAAUUCAAGCUUCGCAAUUUGAAGCACAUCUUUGAAGAAAUAUUUGAAAAUGAUCCUACUUGUGAAAGAUUGGUGGCUCAAAAGACAAAUGAAGUGAAACAACUUCUUAUGAAUAUGUAUGAAGUGUAUAAGCCUAGUAGUAACAAUAUGGGUGCUACUAGUACUACCAAUGAAAGUGGUGGUAGUACUAACAAUGAAACCGACUCUUCUUUGGUUUUUGGAGGUCAGAGUGAGAAUGUGGUUAUAACACAUGAAGUGGAUAGGUACUUGUUGAAUCCACUUGAAUCCAUUGAUGAGGAGUUUGAUAUACUAGGGUGGUGGAGAAUAAAUGGGCUCAAGUAUCCUACUUUGGCAUCAAUUGCAAAGGAUGUGCUUGCAAUCCCUACUUCCACAAUAGCUUUGGAGUCUUGUUUUAGCACAAGUGGGAGAGUGAUUGACUUGUUUCGAAGCUCAUUGUCUCCUAGGAUGGUUGAGGCUUUGAUUUGCUCUCAAAAUUGGAUAAGGUCCGAAGAUAUAUCUUUAUUGCAAUAUGUGCCAAGCAUUGAGGAGAUGGAGUUCUAUGAAUCAAUUGAAAUGGAAAUGGGGAGUAAAACAUCCACGACAAAUUUGAAUAAGACUCUCCCUUCUUAG